Phytophthora infestans T30-4 is the source of this 312-nucleotide messenger RNA. RefSeq lists its product as uncharacterized. The coding region runs from base 1 to 312 and encodes 103 amino acids. The transcript has 2 exons. Lineage: Eukaryota; Oomycota; Peronosporomycetes; Peronosporales; Peronosporaceae. The record is from RefSeq and is a predicted model, not a curated record.
AUGCCGACGAAAGUGAAGACGAGGAGGAGAUGCUGGUGGUGCUGGAGCUAUGCGACUUUAAGAACCACCCAUUGUUCGAUGACUACAGCUCUGCGACGCUUGAGGUGCGAGAACUGUUCAAUGGGCAUCGACACGGCAAGGCCGAUGCUAAAAAUCGGAGAGUACGAACUGCAUGAGCAGCUCGAGGAGACGGUGGGGACGAGCUAUUUCUACGACACGGACACAUCCAGAGUACCAGACAAAACGUACCAGUUCGCUGGGCAGACCAUCAAGAAGAUCAAGUUCACAAUUGCACCGCCGGAAGACGCGUAA